AUGGACGCCCGCUUGAGCAUUGAAGGCGUCUCGGCCGUCAGCGGUGGCCAAACGAAUGCGGGAAAGCUUCGCCUGACCGACUUCCACCUGGUCUUCUGUGCACCCGUGCCCAACUCCACGACAGACCCGUCAGAGAAACCUCGGACGCGAGAGAAAUGGAUCCCUUUCCCCAUGAUCUCUAACUGCGUCUAUCGACCGGUGCCGCCGGGGUCUAGACAACCUCCUACUAUACGUCUACGAUGCCGCGACUUUACGUUUAUCGCAUUCAACUUCACAAACCCGGACAGUGCCCGCGAUACGUAUGAAUUCAUCCGAACGCGCACAUGCAAGCUUGGUACCGUCGAGAAACUCUACGCGUUCAGCCACAAACCGCUUAAGAACGAAAAGGCUGUCGACGGGUGGAACUUUUACGACCCUAAAGCCGAGUUCAGAAGGCAAGGUAUCAGCGAGAAGCUUCCGGACAAGGGUUGGAGGGUUACGAAUAUCAAUCACGACUACAGCUUCUGCGACACGUAUCCAGCGGUCUUGGUGGUUCCCUCUAAGAUUUCGGAUAAUGUCCUCAAAUACGCUCGAGAUUUCCGGUCACGAAACCGCAUACCGGCGCUGUCAUACAUUCACCCAAUCAACAAUUGCACAAUUACCAGGAGCUCCCAACCUUUGUCAGGGAUGACUCGUAAAAGCAAUGUGCAAGAUGAGAAGCUUGUGGCGGCGUCGUUUUCAGCUUCGGUUCCUAUCUCCUCUGAGGACGGGACGCCGACUACGAGCCAGCAUGACCUAAAGGAAGAUAUUCCUUCCGCUACUGCUGCUGGCGCACCUGCAUCCGACCUUGAAAGCUUGGAGGAUGAUAUGUUGGCAAACUCAAAAGGGCCAAUGUGGGACGAAAAGACAGGAAAGCGGCUCAUUUACGGCGCACAACAGAACAACUUGAUCGUCGAUGCUCGCCCCACGAUCAACGCAAUGGUAAAUCAUAUCCAAGGUAUGGGAACUGAGAACAUGGACAAGUACAAGUUUGCGUCAAAGGCCUACCUCAGUAUCGGAAACAUUCACGUCAUGCGCAAGUCACUGAAGAAGGUUGUCGAUGCCCUCAAGGACACCGACCUCGUCCCGCUGGGACCGGCGCGCGAAAUGCUGCACCAGAGCGAUUGGCUCAGGCAUACCCGCGAUGUUCUGGACGGCGCUUCUAUCAUUGUGCGCCAAAUCGGCUAUCACCACUCCCACGUUCUCAUUCACUGCUCUGAUGGAUGGGACCGUACGAGUCAACUCAGCGCGUUGGCGCAGAUCAUGCUAGAUCCUUUUUUCCGGACGAUUGAUGGCUUCAUCACGGUCGUUGAGAAGGACUGGCUGUCAUUUGGGCACAUGUUCCGACUGCGUUCCGGCCACCUGAACCACGAAAGCUGGUUCAGUGUACAGAAAGAUGCAUUUGCUGGUUCUAAAAUCCAACCAGGAGAGAGCGAUGAUCGGAACGACGCAUUCCAAAACGUCCUCAGCGGUGCGAAACGUCUCUUCAACCAGAGCAGCAAAGACGACGGAGAUCUCGAUGCCGUCAGCGAGCAGGCCACUGGCAAGGUCGUGAAUGAAGAGGCGACCACCCCAAACAUGACGAGUCCCGUCUUUCACCAAUUCCUAGAAUGUGUGUACCAGUUGCUUCGGCAAUUUCCGGACAGAUUUGAGUAUAACGAACGCUUCCUUCGCCGCCUCCUAUAUCACCUGUACUCUUGCCAGUACGGCACCUUUUUGUACAACUCUGAGAAGCAGAGAAAAGAUGCCCGCGUCGCGGAGCGGACUUCGUCUGUGUGGGAUUACUUCCUCUGCCGCCGGCAAGAGUUCACCAAUCCUCAAUACGACCCGAAUACCGAUGACCACGUCAAGGACCGCGAACGAAUCAUUUUCCCAAAUCUGACGGAAGUCAGAUGGUGGCAUCAGCUGUACGGCCGCACAGAUGACGAAAUGAACGGCGCUCUCAAUGCUGCUGCCACAGCCGAGCAGGAUCGCCAGGCAGCGAUUUCUAGUCUCCGCGGUGAGGGAACACCUCGGUCCUCGACUUCAACACCGCAACCCCCUGGUUUAGGCAAGGGCCACUCUGUGCUUGCCGCCGUUGAGACAGCCCAUGAGACGUUGACCCCCGAUGAUGGCACUCGCUCGCGUAGGCAUAGUGCGUCUGCCGAGGAUCGGAAUGCCUUCACCGCUCUCAAAGACGGCAUCGCGGGCUUGGGCCUUGGUAAAGGGAUGCUUGGAAAUGUCGCCCCUAACAGCGACGGGCACCCGAAUGCGGAAACGGUUUCGACACAUAUACCAGCACCACAGCGUAGCGACCAGGAGCUGCGAGACAUGACGUAG
Molecule: messenger RNA, 2337 nt
Organism: Emericellopsis cladophorae
Lineage: Eukaryota; Fungi; Ascomycota; Sordariomycetes; Hypocreales; Bionectriaceae
Product: myotubularin-related protein 6/7/8
Exons: 2
Coding region: 1-2337 (778 amino acids)
Biological process (GO): dephosphorylation
Molecular function (GO): phosphatase activity
Source: RefSeq, a predicted model, not a curated record